AUGAAAUCAUUAUUAAAGAAGAAUAUUAAACAAGACUAUACCAUUGAAUUUAAACAUAUUAAAGGACUAGAUAUUGGAGACAAUAUUGAAGUUGUUUUAAAAUGGAGAAGAGGUGAUAAAAAAGAAAAUAAAGGAACAAUAGAAAAGGCAUUAGUACAUAAUGGUGAAAUUAUUUAUUCACCAGUUCAAGUUGUUCAUAUUCAUUGUACAUUAUUUUUAACAAAAAAUGGUUAUGAUGAAAAAGGACUUGAGAUUUCUCUUCAUACAACUGGAAAGAAAACUAAAGAACUUUGUGAAGGAUUUAUUGAUUUAGCUAAAUAUGCAGAUCUUAAUGGUGCUUCAAAAGAUCUUUCUGUUAAACUUAUUGGUAAAAAUCCAGCCAUUGUUGAAAUGUCUAUUUCUUCUCUUCUUGGUGAGGCUGGUGGUAGCUCAGAUGAAACAGAAGUAUUACAAAUGAAAGCAUCUGCAACUACAGAUAUUCAUGAACUUCUUGUUCAACAAGUUAGUAAAAAGCAAGAAGAAGAUGAAAAAGAAGAAGAACUUGAAGAAAAACAAAGAAAACAAAAAGAAAUUGCUGAACGAGAAGAAGCAGAGCGUCAAAAGAAACUUCAAGAACAACAACAAAUUAGAGAAGCUGAUAUGUUUGCUGCAGCAAGUUCUUCUGUUAAAAUCAAAGGAAAAAAAGAAAAAGAUACAAAAAAGAAAUUUACACAAGAAGAUUUAGAUAAGGCAUGUGAAAAAGCUGUUCGUGAAGCUUUAAAAAUGAAAAAAGAAAAGUAUCAUAAGAUUAGGGAUGAUUUACAAAAUCAACUUAAAAACACUACUGAGUCUUUAACUCAACAAAAGAAAAUUUCUUCUUUAGAAGAAGAAGUUAAAGAAAAAGAAACAUUAAAAAUUUCUUUAGCAAAUGCAGAAAGUAAUGGAAAACAACUUUCUGAAGUAAUCGAAAAGAAUAAGAUUGAAAGAGAAGAAGAAAAGAAACAAGUUGAACAACAACUUGAAGAAUUAAAGAAAGAAAAGAAAGAAGAAGAAAAUAAAAAAGAAGAAUUAAAGAAACAAUUAGAAGAAGAACAAAAAGAAAAGAGUAAUAUUAAAGUUGCAUUAGCAGCAUCUGAAGCUGUUGUAGUAGGAUUAAAAGCUGAAGUAGAAAAGAAAGAAAAUGAAAUUACAGAACAAAAGAAGAAAGAUGAACAAGAAAAAGAAGAAUUAAAGAAAAGAAUUGAAGAAACAGAAAAGAAUGCAGCUGCAGGUUCUGAACAAAUUUUAAAUCAGAAGAAUGCAGAAAUCGAACAAAAAAUUAAUAAGGAAAUUGAAGAAAAAAUUGAAAAACAACAAAAAGAAGUUGAAGAAAGUAAUAAGAGAUGUAAUGAAAAUAUUGUAAUUAUUGAACAACAAAAGAAAGACAUUGAAAAUAUAAAAGAAGAAAAGGAAGAAUUAAUAAAAAAGAAUAAUGAGAAAGAAGAAGAAAUUAAACAAGUAAUAACACAAAAUGAAAUAUUAAAGAAAAGAAUUGAAGAAUUUGAAAAUAAUAAAGGAGAUGAUAUUAAAACAUCAGUUGUAUUAACAGAGAGAAUUGAAGAAUUAACACAAGGAAUUAAUGAAGAACGAGAAAAAAAUAAAAUUAUUGAAGAGAAAUAUUCAAAAGAAGUUAAUAAUUUAAAUAAUAAAAUUAAAGAAUUUGAAGAAAAUCAAAAGAAACAAGAAGAAGAAAAAGAAAAGAAAAUUGAAUUAAUAAAAAAUGAUAAAGAAAAAGAAAUUAAUGAAUUAAAAAUUGAAAUUGAAAAUUUGAAAAAAGAACAUAAAGAAGAAGUUUUAUUAAAAGAAAAAAUUGAAGAUAAACAAGAAAAAGAAAUAAAAAUUGUGGAAGAUUAUGAAAAAAGUGAAAUGAAAUACAACGAAAAUAAUAAACCAGUUUUUGGAUUAAUAUUAAAGAAAUAUAUUAAUGAAGGAGAAACAAAAGAAAUACAAGAAUUUGAAAUUAUUAAAAAUUUUGGAGAAUGUGAUUUAGAAAAUUCGGUUUAUUUACUUAAUAGUAUUAUUGAAGUUACUCAAAGUGAAAAAACUGAGUAUGUUGAAAGAAAUAAUACAUUAAAGAAUCAGUUAAUGAAUAUUCAAUAUAAAUUCUUCAUUAAAUGUAUUCAAAUUGCUUCAAGUAAACUAAAUGGAUUUAUUGAAUUAAUGAUUAAAGAUAAUCAAUGUUUUGAAAGAAGAAGAGCUGCUGAGUUUGAACAACUAACAGCAAAUUAUACAGUAAAUUAUUUAAAAGAAAUUAAUAAAAUAUUAAAAAAGAAUAAUACUAAUGAUAUUACGCAAAAACAAAUAAUGAUUCAAGUCAUUACUUAUAUGAGUUAUUUUGUUAUUAAUACUUUAAUUCAAAAUGAUAAAUUUAUUAAUUGUUCUAAAGGACUUCAACUUAAAUUCUUCUUUAGUAUAAUGGAGGCAGAGUUAUGUGAAAAUAGAGACAUAUUUUAUCUUAGGGAUUAUCUUCAAUUAGCUAUUGAAACAAGUGGCUUAUUAGUUUUAGAUCAUUCUAAUGAACAUUUUAAUGUUAAAGAAAUUCAUCAAACUCUUCCUCAUUUAAGUGGAAGUAUAAUUUAUGCUCUACUUUCUCGGUUUAAACCUGAUAAUUUAAAUAAUGAAAUUAUUGAUAAAUCAGUAUUGAGUCAAAUUGAUAAAAAUGACACUCCUAUUCCUUCUUGUUUUGAAUUGAUUAAGUAUUAA
Entamoeba histolytica HM-1:IMSS is the source of this 2721-nucleotide messenger RNA. RefSeq lists its product as uncharacterized. Lineage: Eukaryota; Evosea; Mastigamoebida; Endamoebidae. Bases 1 to 2721 code for a protein of 906 amino acids. The record is from RefSeq and is a predicted model, not a curated record. The transcript is spliced from 3 exons.